AUGGAUGCAAAGAAUUACACACAAAUUUCACAAUUUCUUCUCCUGGGAAUUUCAGAUGACCCAAAAAUGCAGCCUGUCCUCUUUGGAUUGUUCCUGGCCAUGUACCUAGUUACAGUGCUUGGGAACUUGCUCAUCAUCUUGCUCACAAUCUCAGACUCUCACCUUCACACACCCAUGUACUUCUUCCUCUCCAACUUGUCACUUGUGGACAUCUGUUUCUCAUCCACCACUGUACCAAAGAUGCUAGUGAACCUUCAAUCUCAAUGUAAGUUCAUAACGUAUAAAAACUGCAUCACCCAAAUGCUUUCCUUCAUAUUCUUCUCAGGAUUGGACAUCUUUCUACUUACCAUCAUGGCUUAUGACCGAUAUGUUGCCAUUUGUAAGCCCUUGCAUUACACAGUUGUCAUGAAUCCCAGACUCUGUGUGUUAAUGGUUCUGGUAUCCUGGACAGUCAAUAUUCUGCAUGUCUCAUCACAAGGCUUCAUGGUUUUACAAUUGUCCUUCUGUGCAGAAUUGAAAUUUUACCACUUUUUCUGUGAGCUUAACCAGCUAUUACAGCUUGCCUGUUCAGACAGCUUCCUUCAGGUACUUGUCAUGUAUCUGUUACCUGUGUUGUUGGCAGCUGGAUCCCUCAUUGCUAUCCUCUGUUCUUACUCUGAGAUACUUUCCUGCAUACAUGCCAUCUCGUCAGUUCAAGGGAAGUACAAAGCAUUUUCCACCUGUGCAUCUCACCUCACAGUUGUUUCUUUAUUUUAUUGCACAGGAAUAGGUCUAUACCUGAGUUCUGUUGCAACAGAAAACUCGCAGUCAACUGCAAGAGCCUCAGUUUUGUACAGUGUGGUCACUCCUAUGCUAAACCCAUUCAUCUAUUGUCUGAGGAAUAAAGAUAUAAAAAGUGCUGUGAAAAAGGUUUUGACAUAG
This is a messenger RNA of Mastomys coucha (southern multimammate mouse), 921 nucleotides long. Its product is annotated as olfactory receptor 7A17-like. The coding region runs from base 1 to 921 and encodes 306 amino acids. Gene Ontology annotation, cellular component: membrane. The record is from RefSeq and is a predicted model, not a curated record. Gene Ontology annotation, biological process: G protein-coupled receptor signaling pathway. NCBI's taxonomy places the organism in Eukaryota, Metazoa, Chordata, Mammalia, Rodentia, Muridae. The transcript has a single exon. Gene Ontology annotation, molecular function: olfactory receptor activity; G protein-coupled receptor activity.